GGGGAGCUGGCCCUGGUCAUGGAAAAGCUGCCCUCCUGGGCGGCCCCGCAGCCUGUGAAGAGGAACCUGCUGACCAUGCGGGACGAAGCCUACGUCUGCUCGGAGCCGCUGGGGGUGGUGCUGAUCAUCGGGGCCUGGAACUACCCCUUUGUGCUGAUCAUGCAGCCUCUGAUCGGGGCCAUCGCAGCAGGCAACGCCGUGGUGGUGAAGCCGUCCGAGAUCAGCGAGAACACGGCUCGACUGGUGGCUGAUCUCCUCCCCCAGUACCUUGACCGG
This is a messenger RNA of Eurypyga helias (sunbittern), 276 nucleotides long. RefSeq names its product fatty aldehyde dehydrogenase-like. Gene Ontology annotation, biological process: aldehyde metabolic process. Gene Ontology annotation, molecular function: aldehyde dehydrogenase (NAD+) activity. The transcript is spliced from 2 exons. Lineage: Eukaryota; Metazoa; Chordata; Aves; Eurypygiformes; Eurypygidae. The record is from RefSeq and is a predicted model, not a curated record. The annotation marks the transcript as partial. Gene Ontology annotation, cellular component: cytoplasm.